This is a messenger RNA of Prunus armeniaca (apricot), 354 nucleotides long. NCBI's taxonomy places the organism in Eukaryota, Viridiplantae, Streptophyta, Magnoliopsida, Rosales, Rosaceae. The record is from the annotation of a GenBank genome assembly.
AUGAAAAGGGCUAGUGGACGUGGGACAACCUUCUAUUGGGUCGAGAAAUCAUUGAGUAGGGAUCUCUCUAGCAAAUUGGGAAUGAAAGACAAGUGGAGGUAUGGAAUGAUCGUGUGCGAGGAAGCUGUGAUAAAAUCUAUGCCUACUAGUCCUCCUAAUACGGUUGAUCGCCUUGUGUGGCUAGCUAUGAAGUCUGGCUCCUACAUUGUCAAGUUGGGAUAUCAUGCUACUAUUUAUUCUAGUCAGCAUCAUCAUUAUGAUGAAGCCAACAACUUCCAUGUGGUGUGUGAUGUGAUUUGGAAGAUUAUUUGGGGUGCACGACCUUUCCUAAAAUUAAAAACUUCAUGUGGAUAG